Messenger RNA from Gossypium arboreum, 1029 nucleotides. RefSeq lists its product as uncharacterized. The record is from RefSeq and is a predicted model, not a curated record. The coding region runs from base 1 to 1029 and encodes 342 amino acids. NCBI's taxonomy places the organism in Eukaryota, Viridiplantae, Streptophyta, Magnoliopsida, Malvales, Malvaceae. The transcript has 3 exons.
AUGGGAGCCAGCCACACUGAUGCUAGGCGACGUGAGUUCCUAAAUCUUACUCAGGGUGACCGUUCAGUGGCUGAGUACGAGGCUGAGUUCUUUAAAUUGAGUCAUUAUGUGAGGGGCAUGGUGGCGACCGAGUACGAGCACUGUGUCCGAUUUGAGGAUAGUCUCCAUCUACGGGUUCUGAUAGCUCUACAGAGGGAGCGAGAUUUCUCAGCCUUAGUCGAGAAGGCUAAGAUUGCCGAGGAGGUGAAGCACUCCGAGCGUCAAAACCGUGAAGAAGGGAAGGUUAAGAGGGAUACGAAUACUGCGAUGAGGCCUAAGAAAAAGGCCAUGACUGAUGGGCCCGUGAGAGCUAAGCCUACUAUUGCUGUUCCUGGUGGGGUGGUGAUGUGUCAGCUCUGUAAUAGACGUCAUCCAGGCGUGUGUUGGAGGGCUACUGGAGGUUGUUUGAGGUGUGAUUCAACUGAGCAUCGUGCUAAAGAUUGUCCACUGAAAAGUAAUCAGAUGCAAGCUCCGGUGGUUGAGACUGCAGGGGUACAGCAACCACCUAAGGGUAGGGGACAGGUUAGGGGUAGUAACGGUAUAGGUCAAGGCUUUACACAUUCCAAUGUUGCAUGUUCUGUGUCCGAGACUCUGGGAAUUCUGUGUGAGAGAACUUCUAGUAAGAUUUCAGUGGUGAGUCUGUUGGGGCUGCCUAUUAGGGUCAGUAAACUAUUUAGAAACGUUACGUUGGAAGUCCAAGGAACAGUAUUCUUGGCUGAUCUGAUGGAACUUUCGUUUUGGGAGUUCAACUUAAUUCUAGGCAUGGACUGGUUGGUGAAGCAUCAUGUAAGUCUGGAUUGUGCUGAAAAGAGGGUUGUUUUGAGGAUCGGGGAGGAUGUUGAGAUAGUCGCAAUUGGAGAACAACGAAAUUAUUUGAGUAAUGUGAUCUCUGUAUUGGUAGCGGAGAAGGAGUUAACCUUUUUAGGACAUGUGGUGUCUGUUGGGGGAAUUCGUGUUGAUCCUCGUAAGAUUGAGGCUGUGUUGAAUUAG